Molecule: messenger RNA, 1665 nt
Organism: Parascedosporium putredinis
Lineage: Eukaryota; Fungi; Ascomycota; Sordariomycetes; Microascales; Microascaceae
Source: the annotation of a GenBank genome assembly
AUGCAGAACUGGGGUUUCUUCAAGGCAGCGCUCUCGGCCCUGGCCUUGAGCAGCGUUGCCUUGGGCGAACCGAUCCCCGCUAAGGAGGGCGUCAAGGUUGCGGAAAGGCAAACUACCGUCAUCACGCCCGGAGGUAGGGCCUGCGGAGAGCACGGUCCCGAGAACAGGCGGUGCUGGAUGAACAACUGGACGAUUGACAAGGAGAACGAGAUUGAUCCUCCACCGGCCUUUAACAACAGGGAAUAUGAUCUGUACAUCACAAACGAAACCAACUGGGAGGGUCCAGACGGCGUGGUUAAGCAUGCCAUGCUUAUCAAUGAUUGGGGCGACUAUGUUAUUGUCAACGUGCAUAACAUGCUUCAAGACAAUGGCACAUCGAUCCAUUGGCACGGAAUCAGGCAGAUCGGAGAGAGCAACCAGGACGGAGCGAACGGAGUGACGGAAUGCCCUAUUCCUCCUGGCAGCUCCAAGACGUAUGCUUUCCACGUCGUCCAAUACGGCAACUCUUGGUAUCACAGCCACUUUGGUAGCCAAUAUGGAAAUGGUAUCGUUGGAGCGAUGAUCGUGAAUGGCCCUGCAGUGGAGAAUUACGACAUCGACCUCGGCCCUUAUGUCAUCACGGAUUACUACCAUGAGACAGCCGACAACCUCGGGCGCAAGGCCGAGAUAAGCGGUCCUCCAGACAGCCAAAAUAUUCUCUUCCGUGGCAAAAACGUACACCACUCCGACCCGACCAAGGGCGCCUAUGACCGGCUCAAGUUGACACCUGGAAAGACCCAUCGCCUACGUCUCAUCAACACUAGCGUCGACAACUCCAUCACCGUCAGUCUCGUCGGGCAUACGAUGAAGAUCAUCCAGGCCGAUCUUGUGGCGACCGAGCCUACGGAGCGCGAGCACAUCUUCCUCGCCGUGGGCCAGCGGUACGACGUCAUCGUCGAAGCCAACCAGCCCGUGGGCAACUACUGGUUCAACGUGACCCUCGAGGCGACCAACAGAUGCGGAAGGUCGGACAACAAGUUCCCCGCCGCCAUCUUCUCGUACGAGGGCGCGGACGACACCGCGCUCCCCACGGACCAGGGCGUCGCCUUUGCCGCGGCCUGCGAAAACGAAAAGGACCUCGUUCCCUGGUUGAGGAGGAACCUGGACCCCGCGGAUUUCGAACCCCACGAGAUGACCGUCACCCUCGAGCAGCCCGUCGUGGACUUCCGCGGCAAGGUGUUUAGGUGGGAGAUCAACGACGUGGACAUCGAGAUCGAGUGGGACCACCCCAUCCUCGAGUACAUUUACGAGAGCGACAACAACUGGAAGCCCAAGCACAACAUCAUCGAGCUCCCCGACGCCGAGGUGUGGACGUACUGGAUCAUCCAGAACAACUUUAUCCUCCCCACCCCAUCCACUUGCACGGCCACGAUUUCCUCCGGCUGGAUGGUGAUUGCCUUCUUCACCGACAACCCGGGCGCGUGGCUGCUGCACUGCCACAUUGGCUGGCACGUGAGCCAGGGCUUCGGUAUGCAGUUCUUGGAGCGCAAGGACGAGAUCUCGUCGCUCAUGAAGCUGAACCAGAUGGUGCCCAACUGCAACGCGUGGAGGGAGUAUGCGCCCACGUGCCCGUGGUUGCCGAUGUUGGAUUCGGGAUUGAAGUCGAGGAGGAGGUGGUUGUGGUAA